Molecule: messenger RNA, 5585 nt
Organism: Ictidomys tridecemlineatus (thirteen-lined ground squirrel)
Lineage: Eukaryota; Metazoa; Chordata; Mammalia; Rodentia; Sciuridae
Gene: Ret
Product: ret proto-oncogene
Biological process (GO): positive regulation of kinase activity; protein phosphorylation; cell surface receptor protein tyrosine kinase signaling pathway
Cellular component (GO): plasma membrane; signaling receptor complex
Molecular function (GO): calcium ion binding; ATP binding; transmembrane receptor protein tyrosine kinase activity
Source: RefSeq, a predicted model, not a curated record
CUCGGGCUCAGCCCGCGACAGCCUUGCCUCAGUCCUGGGAGCGGAGCCCAGAGCGCAGCAGCCGAGGGCGCCUCGGAGUCCGCGCCCAGGGUCCCGCCCCGACGCACCGCGCCCGCAGUGUCCACUGUGCCCGCUGCUUCACGGACUGGCAUGGAGCGGCCGGGUUGAGCGCCGCACCUCACCGCCAAGACCCGCCACUCUCCAGGCGCGGCCCCUGAGCGCACCGGCGAUGGCGAAGGCGACGUCCGGCGCCGCGGGGCUGCGGCUGUUGCUGCUGCUACCGCUGCUGGGCGAAGCUCCCCUGGGCCUCUACUUCUCUAGAGAUGCUUACUGGGAGAGGCUGUAUGUGGACCAGCCAGCUGGCACGCCCCUGCUCUAUGUCCAUGCCCUCCGAGACGCCCCUGGAGAGGUGCCCAGCUUUCACCUGGGCCAGCACCUCCAUGGCUUCCAUCGCCCACGGCUGCAUGAGAAUAACUGGAUCCGUGUCCAGGAGGAUACUGGCCUUGUCUACCUCAACCAGAGCCUGGACCACACUUCCUGGGAGAAGCUCAGCAUUCGCAAUGGUGGCUUCCCCCUGCUCACCAUCUUCCUCCAGGUCUUCCUGUCAUCCACACCCCUGCGUGAAAGUGAGUGCCAGUGGCCGGGUUGUGCCCGCGUGUACUUCUCCUUCUACAACACCUCCUUCCCAGCCUGCAGCUCCCUCAAACCCAGAGAGCUGUGCUUCCCUGAGACGGGCCUCUCCUUCCGCAUCCGGGAAAACAGGCCCCCUGGUACCUUCCAUCAGUUCCGCCUGCUGCCUGUGCAGUUCUUUUGCCCUAACAUCAGUGUGGCCUACAGGCUUCUGGAAGGUGAGAGUCUGCCCUUCCGCUGUGCUCCGGACAGCCUAGAGGUGAGCACGCGCUGGGCCCUGGAUCGUGAGCAGCAGGAGAAAUACGAUCUGGUCGCCCAGUGCACCGUGCGCAUUGGAAAGCAUGAGGAGGAGGUGAUGGUGCCCUUCCCUGUGACCGUGUAUGAUGAAGACGACUCGGCCCCCACCUUCCCUGGAGGGGUGGACACCGCCAGUGCAGUGGUCAAAUUCAAGCGGAAGGAGGGCACCGUGGUAGCCACCCUCCGUGUCUUUGAUGCGGAUGUGGUGCCAGCAUCUGGGGAACUUGUAAGGCGGUACACCAACACGCUGCUCCCCGGGGACCCCUGGGCUCAGCAGAUCUUCCGCGUGGAGCAUUCGCCCAACGAGACCUUAGUCCAGGCCAAUGGCAGCUUCGUGCGGGCAACUGUGCAUGACUACAAGCUGGUUCUCAACCGGAGCAUCUCCAUCUCAGAGAACCGAUCCCUGCAGCUCACUGUGCUGGUCAAUGAUUCAGACUUCCAGGGUCCAGGGACAGGUGUUCUCCUCCUCCACUUCAAUGUGUCAGUGCUACCUGUCAUCCUACGCCUGCCCAGCACCUAUUCCUUCUCUGUAAACAAAGGGGCCCGCCAUUAUGCCCAGAUUGGGAAAGUCUGUGUGGAAAACUGCCAGGAAUUCAGCGGCAUCCACGUCCAGUACAAGCUACAGCCAUCCAGCACCAACUGUAGUAUCCUGGGGGUGGUCACCUCCGCUGAGGACACCUCGGGGACACUGUUCGUGAACGACACGGAGACCCUGCAGCGGCCCGAGUGUGCCGAGCUCCAGUACACCGUGGUGGCCAGUGACCGGCAGGCCCGCAAGCAGGCCCAGGCCCCGCUGCUCCUCACGGUGGAGGGGACAUAUGUGACUGAGAAGGAAGGCUGCCCCCUAUCCUGUGCGGUCAACAAGAGGCGGUCUGAGUGUGAGGAGUGCGGUGGCCUGGGCUCUCCAACAGGCAGGUGUGAGUGGAGGCAAGGUGAUGGCAAAGGGAUCACCAGGAACUUCUCCACCUGCUCCCCCAACACCAAGACUUGCCCUGAUGGUCACUGUGAUGCCGUGGAGAAUCGGAAUAUCAACAUCUGCCCCCAAGACUGCCUCAGGGGCAGCAUUGUUGGGGGACAUGAGCCAGGGGAGCGCCGGGGCAUUAAAGCCGGCUACGGCAUCUGCAACUGCUUCCCUGAGAAGAAGAAGUGCUUCUGUGAGCCAGAGGACAGCCUGGGCCCAUUGUGUGAUGAGUUGUGUCGCACGGUGAUCGCAGCAGCUGUCCUCUUCUCCUUCAUCGUCUCAGUCCUGCUCUCCACCUUCUGCAUCCACCGCUACCACAAGCAUGCCCACAAACCAUCCAUUGCCUCUGCUGAGAUGACCUUCUGUCGGCCUGCCCAGGCCUUCCCGGUCAGCUACUCCUCCUCUGGUGCCCGCCGGCCCUCACUGGACUCCGUAGAGAACCAGGUCUCUGUGGAUGCCUUCAAGAUCCCGGAGGAUCCAAAGUGGGAAUUCCCUCGGAAGAACUUGGUUCUUGGAAAAACCCUGGGAGAAGGCGAAUUUGGAAAAGUAGUCAAGGCAACCGCAUUCCGUCUGAAGGGCAGAGCAGGGUACACCACUGUGGCUGUGAAGAUGCUGAAAGAGAAUGCCUCCCCCAGUGAGCUGCGGGACCUGCUGUCUGAAUUCAACCUCCUGAAGCAGGUCAACCACCCACAUGUCAUCAAGCUCUAUGGGGCCUGCAGCCAGGAUGGGCCACUCCUUCUCAUUGUGGAAUAUGCCAAGUAUGGCUCCCUGCGGGGUUUCCUCCGAGACAGCCGCAAAGUGGGGCCCGGCUACAUGGGCAGUGGAGGCAGCCGCAAUUCCAGCUCCUUGGACCACCCGGAUGAGCGGGCACUGACCAUGGGUGACCUCAUCUCCUUCGCCUGGCAGAUCUCAAGGGGCAUGCAGUAUCUGGCUGAGAUGAAGCUUGUCCAUCGGGACUUGGCAGCCAGAAAUAUCCUGGUUGCUGAGGGCCGGAAGAUGAAGAUUUCAGAUUUUGGGCUGUCUCGAGAUGUUUAUGAAGAGGAUUCUUACGUGAAGAGAAGCAAGGGCCGGAUUCCUGUCAAAUGGAUGGCAAUUGAGUCCCUUUUUGAUCAUAUCUACACCACUCAAAGUGAUGUGUGGUCCUUCGGGGUCCUACUGUGGGAGAUCGUGACCCUGGGGGGAAACCCCUACCCUGGGAUUCCUCCUGAGCGGCUCUUCAACCUUCUGAAGACAGGCCACCGGAUGGAGAGGCCAGACAACUGCAGUGAAGAGAUGUACCGUCUGAUGCUGCAGUGCUGGAAGCAAGAACCGGACAAGAGGCCAGUGUUUGCUGACAUCAGCAAAGACUUGGAGAAGAUGAUGGUCAAGAGCAGAGACUACUUGGACCUUGCUGCAUCCACCCCAUCUGAUUCAUUGCUGUAUGAUGAUGGCCUCUCAGAAGAGGAGACACCCCUGGUGGACUGUAAUAAUGCUCCCCUCUCUCGCACCCUCCCUUCCACAUGGAUUGAAAACAAACUCUAUGGCAUGUCAGACCCGAACUGGCCUGGAGAGAGUCCUGUACCACUCACGAGAGCCGAUGGCACUAACACUGGGUUUCCAAGAUAUGCAAAUGAUAGUGUAUAUGCUAACUGGAUGGUUUCACCCUCAGCGGCAAAAUUAAUGGACACGUUUGAUAGUUAACAUUUCUUUGCGAAAGGUAACGGAAUCAGGAGGGGAAGAAAUAUGCUGACAAUGGAAAGCCCACCGGCCCCUUUUUGUGUACAUCACACUGGCCAACCUAAGGUCAGUUUCUAGGUGGCAGACUCAUUUUCAGUAGUAUAUUGUAACUGAUUUCCAAAGUGGUUUUACUUCCAAUAGUUGGGGAUUUUCCCUCCUAACAGACAUGCCCCACUGGAAGAAUGUUCCGAGUCUUAGUGGUUAAAUAUUCCUUUCUCUUUGGCACCAGGCAGUGCCUCUGUUGGUCUGUGUCCAUCAUUAACCACCAUGCACUCUGUGUUCAUAUGUGUGGGUCUGCCACUUGCUACCUUGUAUAAGAAAUUGUACCCGAACUGUUUGAUUUUUCUGGUUGCCCAAACAAUACAACAAGGUUUAAACAUGAAGCACACACACCAAAAAAGGCAGUCUGAAAAAAACUGGCCAAAAUGACCUUUGUUCAAAAUGAGAGGCAGGUGGAGCCUGGGUGGUGGCAUCAAAGCUCCACCAGGGAUGUAGGGGAAAGGGGAACCUCAGGAUAGGCCUCGGCUCAACAUUUGAAAUCCUGAGAAUGGUUUUUAAAAAUCAUGUAGCCUUUUUUUAGGAAGAUAUUUAGUUUUAUCAUGAUUAAAAUGAUUAUCUUAGAUUUAGCACAAUGGAGAGAUUUGAUGCCGUCUUUGCUGUGUACAUGACGGCUUGAGGAAAAGGGCUCACCAGACAUAUUUGUCCCCACUGGACUUACUACACUGUCCUCAUAUGUCUGUACUGGGCGACCACUAUUCCUGGACCAGAACGGGAUGAAGAAAGAGAGCAUGGAGUGAGUGGAGUGUCCUCAGUCCCAAGAUUGCUGACAGCAGAGGUCUUUUGCUGUGAAUACCGCCAUCCUGCAGUGCACCCCACUGUCAAAAAUCAGCACCUCAUCUUCUGCAUUAGGAGUAGGUGGAGCUUGUGCACAUUUUAUUUGGUAUCUUAUCCACCCACUCCUAAAGGUACAGUGUGUUAAAAGUAGCAUUGACAGGAAACCAAGGACUGCUACACCUCGCUACAAUUCUGAUGUGAAGACAAUGUUUUGGCUCUUAUAGAGUUCAUGUGAAAAGGCACAUGGAUGGGCUCUUCCUGUGUUUGUCAUUUAAUGCUGCUAUAACAAGACAUUUUGGUUUCUUCAGUUCUGACCAUGACUCAUACAUAAGCUUCUCGUCAUUCUCCACCAGUAGAUUGUGGUCACAGACACUCAGCACUCCUCCAGGUUUGUGGGGGUGGCUCUUGGGAAGUCCCAGCAGCUCUUUUGGCUGUCCCAGCACUGUCACUUCACAGGAAAGGGUCGCAUUACCAAAACACUGCCUGGUCUUCAGACUUAAAGCACUGUGAUAGGACUUUUAAAUAGUCUCAGUAAAAUACUGUAUUUUGUAGGCAUUUAACAAACACAGUAAAAUUAUGGCACUUUGUGGCCAAGAAGGCUUGGAUGAGUAUGUGAUAGAGGCUUAUGGUAUUUGUGAGUACACAUGUGUACUCACACAUCUAGAGAGAGUUGGAAAAUGCUUAUUUGGACAUGUAACAUGGCUUUAAUUUGGGCCAUUUUUCAGAUAGACUGUGAGAACUUCCUUUACAAAUAUCUGUAGUAGUGGCAAACUUUUGGUUUUCUGAUGUGCUUAGUGAUAGUUUUAGUAAACGCAGAAAUAAGUAUAAACUCUCAAAUUAUUAAAAAUAAAAAUGCCUACAUAGUAAGUGUGAAUUGUUACAGCAGGUUUGUUCUCAUGGGAUAAGAACUGUGGGUCCAAACAGAUGAUGGGGAAUUAACACUUGACUAAUAACCAGUUGUCUGUCUAUUCCUGAAUUAUAAAAGUACCCCUACUUGUUAGUCCUAUCAGAUGAGAUUUUCAAAUACAUAAAUACAGAAGUUACUAAGUAUUAAGUAUUACCAAGUAUUAAGUAGCAAUCUGUCAGCUAUUAAAAUUUGUAAAAUCCAUUUAUGAAAAGUUAUUAAACCAUACCAUGUUAACUUGCU